CCACAAAUAAACAUAGAAAGCUGUUGCUCCUCGUUAAUUGUAGUUUUCAAGCAUUAGAUCAUUUUCCGGUAAAUAACACCAAUUGUAUAAAUUAUUCUUUGGAUCAGGCAAUAACUAAUCUUUAUUGCUGUUGCAAUAUGGCGGUAAUUAAUUGAGAGCAAUCCAUUCAUGAUACAUUUACAAAAUAUGCAGUAUUGCAUGUAAAUUUUUUUUAAAAACAACUCCUUAAUGCAAACUAAUUUUUGUGAAAAUAUGAACAAUGAGUAAUAAAUUGUUUGUUUUAUAAUAGCAAUUAAAUAUCUAGGCUUUUGAUUAAAACACAAAAUUUUUCGUUAGAAAAAAUUUUGGGGGAUAUAUGGGCAUUGGAAUUUUUAGCAAUCAUAUUAUUCUAAAUUUUAUCUAACCUAUUUUUUAUUUAAACCAUGUCUGUUCUCCAAAUUAUAAAAUUGAAUGUCAGAAGAAUUCCCUGCAUUUCUUUCACCACUUAUUCAGUUUUUGAAAAUAUAAAAUCUUUGGAGCGGUGUUUUUCAAAGGUUAAAAGCAGUUAUACUUUUAAAAACUCAAAACAUCAAGCACUUCGAAAUAAAAAUCAUAGUAUAACAUCAGCUGAUUUAUUGUCUGUUGCUAGUGGGACGGGAACAAAGCGAAAGUCAAAAACGUUAACUAAACCCAUACACUAUAAAGGAGAAAUCUUGUAUGGUAUUCAUCCUGUAUAUCUUGCUCUACUUAAAAGAAAACGACAUUUGUUUCAGCUAUUUACAAGAAUAUAUAAUGAAACAUGCUUUUCUCUAGAGAAAACUGAGAGAAUAAACAAAAUUGAAAAAUUAGCAAGAACACUGGGAAUCCCAGUAUAUAAUUUGAAUAGACAAGAGAUGGAAUAUUUAGUUCCUGGCUCUGUUCACCAAGGUGUAUGCUUGGAUGUUGGCCCUUUACCAGUGCUGGAAUGGGAAGAUACAAAGUGUACUAUAAAAAAUCAAGAAGAUUCUAAUCUUCCUGUGUGGCUUGUUCUUGAUGAAAUUUUGGAUCCCAUGAAUGUGGGAGCUGUUAUUAGAUCUGCUCAAUAUUUUGGAAUUGAUAAGCUUUUUGUUGUUAAAGGAUCUAGUUGUAAACUGUCUCCUACUGUUAGUAAAGCCAGCUGUGGUGCUCUUGAAGUUAUGGAUAUUUAUCAAAUUCAGAAAUUUGAAUCUUUCCUUCAGAUGAAGAAGGACCAAGGAUGGAAUAUUAUAUCGACUGUUGCUUAUUGUGAAGAUGGAAGUGAGGCUUCAAAUCAAAUAACAGAUGUCACAGAUUUUAGAAUAUCCAGGCCAACAAUUCUUAUUUUAGGCAAUGAAGGUAAAGGAGUAUCACCUGAAAUUCAAAAGCUUUGCGAUACUUUCGUAUCCAUUCCUCCAGAAAAUAAUUUGCAAGAAGGAAUCGACUCUUUAAAUGUAUCAGUAGCAGCAGGCAUAAUUUUAUAUUCUUUAUCAACAGGAAGGAAAAAAACAGGAUUAAACUAUGAUUAAUCUGUUUAUUUUAUGUAAAGAAAAUAAUUCUUUUAAUGUUCAUAAUGUAUUAUUCGUUUUCUGUGUAAAUUCCCAAUAAAUCAUAUGAGCAUUUUCAAUUAUCAUAAA
This is a messenger RNA of Argiope bruennichi, 1610 nucleotides long. RefSeq names its product rRNA methyltransferase 1, mitochondrial-like. The record is from RefSeq and is a predicted model, not a curated record. Gene Ontology annotation, biological process: rRNA methylation. Gene Ontology annotation, molecular function: RNA methyltransferase activity; RNA binding. Gene Ontology annotation, cellular component: mitochondrion. NCBI's taxonomy places the organism in Eukaryota, Metazoa, Arthropoda, Arachnida, Araneae, Araneidae. The transcript has 9 exons. The coding region runs from base 423 to 1502 and encodes 359 amino acids.